AUGCCUCUUAUUGCUCAGAACCCCCUUCCUCGCGUCAUCCUCGGUCUUAUGACCUUUGGGCCUACUGCGGAAAAGGGUGCUCGCAUUACCUCGCUGAAUGAAUACAAUAAGUGUCUCGAUUAUCUACAACAGCAGGGAUUCAAUGAGAUCGAUACUGCUCGAAUCUAUGUCGAUGGUGAACAGGAAGCCUGGACAGCAAAGGCAGGUUGGAAAGACCGUGGUUUGUCUGUUGCCACAAAAUGGUAUCCUAAAACUCCUGGCUUCCACAAGCCUGAUGUCCUGCGUGAGAACCUCGAGAAGUCUCUCAAGGAGUUGAACACCAAUCAGGUCGAUAUCUUCUACCUCCACGCGCCCGAUCGCUCAGUUCCAUUCUCGGAAACUCUUGAGGAGGUCAAUAAGCUGCAUAAAGAGGGGAAGUUCGUCAACUUGGGUCUCAGUAAUUACACAGCAUUUGAGGUAGCCGAGAUUGUUACUCUUUGUGCUGCGAAGGGUUGGGUUCGUCCCACCAUUUAUCAGGCCAUGUACAAUGCCAUCACUCGCAAUAUUGAGGUGGAAUUGGUUCAUGCCUGCCGCCGCUAUGGCCUAGACAUUGUUGUCUACAACCCACUAGCCGGUGGUCUUUUCUCCGGCAAAUACAAGACAAAAGAUAUUCCCGAAGAAGGUCGCUUUAGUGCUAAGAAUCCUGCUGGAACCCUUUCCCGCAAUCGCUACUUUAAGGAUGCAAACUUCGAAGCCCUCAGCAUUAUCGAGCCUGUGGUUGAAAAACACGGAUUAACAUUGAUUGAGACUGCUCUUCGUUGGCUCCACCACCACUCAGCUCUCAAGGUUGGUAAUGGUGGCCGGGAUGGUAUCAUCCUCGGCGUUAGCAGCUUCUCUCAACUGGAAUCGAAUAUCCGUGAUGUGCAGAAGGGCCCUCUCCCUGAGGACGUUGUGGAGGCACUUGAGAAGGCGUGGUUAAUUGCUAAGCCAUACUCUCCAGUUUACUGGCAUCUCGAUUUAAAGUACACCUACAAUACCCAGGAGGCCUUGUUCAAGCCUAAGGCUUAG
This is a messenger RNA of Penicillium angulare, 1047 nucleotides long. RefSeq names its product aldo/keto reductase family protein. Bases 1 to 1047 code for a protein of 348 amino acids. NCBI's taxonomy places the organism in Eukaryota, Fungi, Ascomycota, Eurotiomycetes, Eurotiales, Aspergillaceae. The transcript has 2 exons. Gene Ontology annotation, molecular function: oxidoreductase activity. The record is from RefSeq and is a predicted model, not a curated record.